Messenger RNA from Coffea eugenioides, 2032 nucleotides. RefSeq names its product ATP-dependent RNA helicase DBP2-like. The record is from RefSeq and is a predicted model, not a curated record. The transcript has 14 exons. The coding region runs from base 136 to 1806 and encodes 556 amino acids. Lineage: Eukaryota; Viridiplantae; Streptophyta; Magnoliopsida; Gentianales; Rubiaceae. Gene Ontology annotation, molecular function: nucleic acid binding; RNA helicase activity; ATP binding.
UUUUCAAAUAAAAAAUUCAGCCCUUCAUAACAGCGCCUCCUCAACUCGUCUAAUUGUUCCAGAAGCAUUUCUGUUCAGCGCAUUGUUUUUUUGGCAAGGAUCUUGUACCCUGGAAGUAAACCAUCCGAGCGAACGAUGUCGUAUGUGCCUCCUCACCUGAGAAACUCAACCACUGAUACCGCCGCCACCACGGUCACCACUCUAGACACCAAUCACUUCCAUUCUUACUCCAACCUCAGCUCCGAGACGAACAACAGCAGCAAUAACUAUCUCAAUUCAGCUCGCCGGAGCACCGUCAAUUACACCUCUCCGAGGACUGUUUCGGCUCCCGACAUUGUCUUCCCCAAUUGGAAACCUUCCGAACGCGUUCUCCGUCUUACACCCGAGCAGAUAGAUGAGGUUCGUUUAAGACUUAAUCUUGAUGUUAUAGUAGCCCCAGACUCGCCUCCUGCGCCAGCGCCUAUUGAAUCAUUUACUGACAUGUGUUUGCAUUCUAGCAUUAUGAUGGAUAUAUCUUUUCAUGGAUACACAACUCCAACACCCAUCCAGGCUCAGGCCAUGCCAGUUGCUCUCAGUGGAAGGGAUCUUUUAGGUUGUGCAGAAACUGGCAGUGGCAAAACUGCUGCAUUCUCGAUACCUAUGAUACAGCAUUGCUUGGCUCAGCCUCCAGUCAGACGUGGUGAUGGACCUUUGGCGUUGGUACUGGCUCCUACAAGAGAGCUAGCUCAACAAAUAGAGAAAGAGGUUAAGGCUUUCAGUAAAUCAUUGGAUUCUUUUAGAACUGCAAUUGUGGUGGGCGGAACAAAUAUUGGUGAUCAGAGAUCUGAGCUACGCCUAGGGGUGGAUGUAGUGGUUGCAACUCCUGGAAGAUUUAUUGAUCAUUUGCAGCAAGGAAAUACUUCCCUCUCCAGGAUCUCAUUUAUUGUUCUGGAUGAGGCUGAUAGAAUGCUGGAUAUGGGAUUUGAACCACAGAUGAGAGAGGUGAUGCAGAAUCUUCCUCAAAAACAUCAAACUUUAUUGUUUAGUGCAACCAUGCCAGUGGAGAUUGAAAUGCUAGCACAGGAGUAUUUGACGAAUCCAGUGCAAGUAAAGGUAGGCAAAGUGAGUUGCCCAACUGCAAAUGUAUUGCAGAGUUUGGAAAAGGUGCCUGAAAAUGAGAAGAUAGAUCGGCUUUUAGGAAUGCUCGUGGAGGAAGCUGCUAGGGCUGAAAGAUUUGGCCAUCCCUUUCCUUUGACAAUUGUCUUUGUGGAACGCAAGACUAGGUGUGAUGAAGUUGCAGAAGCAUUGAUAGCUCAAGGUUUAAAAGCGGUUGUUCUACAUGGUGGUCGCAGUCAAAGCGAAAGAGAAUUGUCCCUUCAUGAUUUUAGGCACAGUGCUACUAAUAUCUUGGUUGCUACUGAUGUUGCAUCUCGUGGAUUAGAUGUCAGUGGAGUGGCUCAUGUAGUGAAUCUAGAUCUUCCAAAGACCAUGGAAGAUUAUGUACACCGGAUAGGAAGGACAGGUCGUGCUGGAUCAUCAGGCAGGGCAACAUCAUUCUAUACUGACCGAGACAUGUAUCUGGUUGCACAAAUAAAGAAAGCAAUUGUAGAUGUUGAAUCUGGCAAUACAGUCAGUUAUGCUACUGGGAAGGUUGCUCGGAGGAUGGAGAAGGAAGCUGCAGCUGCUCAUAAGGAAGCGAGGAUUGCACUCUCCAAGGUCUCCUUACUGGGCACUGCACCUUUGAACGUGGAGGAUAAGUACAAGCACAUGAUCUUCCCUGCAAUGGCAAGAAAAGAGGGUGCAGCAGACGAUGCUUGGGACGAUUAAUAGUUCGAAGUUGCGUUUCAAUAUAUGGGGAACCAAAUAUGUUCACCAAUUAAUUCAUCUUUUAUUACUUCAAAAACACAAGAAAAAUAAAAAAAGACUAAUCAUGCUCUUCAUUUUCUUUCUGUAGUAGCAUACUGGCUCGCGGCCACUAGUCUUGUAUUAGCCAUGUGUAAAUAUUUGUCCGAUUAAUCGUGUACAUGUGAAAAGAAGAGGUGUUUUUUUUUUU